This is a messenger RNA of Phodopus roborovskii (desert hamster), 1240 nucleotides long. RefSeq names its product MAK16 homolog (gene Mak16). Gene Ontology annotation, biological process: maturation of 5.8S rRNA; maturation of LSU-rRNA. The transcript is spliced from 10 exons. Bases 92 to 982 code for a protein of 296 amino acids. The record is from RefSeq and is a predicted model, not a curated record. Gene Ontology annotation, cellular component: preribosome, large subunit precursor; nucleolus. NCBI's taxonomy places the organism in Eukaryota, Metazoa, Chordata, Mammalia, Rodentia, Cricetidae.
GUCAGGCCAGGCUAUCAGGAAGUGACUCCCCGGAAGGAGCAUGUCUGCUUUCCUGGUCCUGCCUAACGCGGCGUGCUGACCCGCCGACACCAUGCAGUCGGAUGAUGUUAUCUGGAAUACACUGGGAAACAGACAGUUUUGUUCUUUCAAAAUAAGAACCAAGACUCAGGGCUUUUGCAGAAAUGAAUAUAGUCUGACUGGGCUGUGCAAUCGGUCGUCCUGUCCUCUGGCAAAUAGUCAGUAUGCUACAAUUAAAGAAGAGAAAGGACAGUGCUACCUGUAUAUGAAGGUUAUAGAACGAGCAGCUUUUCCUCGGCGGCUCUGGGAACGGGUUCGACUUAGUAAAAACUAUGAGAAAGCAUUGGAACAAAUAGAUGAAAAUUUAAUUUACUGGCCUCGCUUCAUUCGGCACAAGUGCAAGCAGAGGUUUACCAAGAUUACCCAGUACCUGAUUCGAAUUAGAAAACUUACACUGAAGCGACAGAAGAAACUUGUUCCUUUGAGUAAGAAGGUUGAACGAAGGGAAAAAAGAAGAGAGGAAAAAGCAUUAAUAGCUGCCCAGCUGGACAAUGCCAUUGAGAAGGAAUUACUGGAAAGACUGAAACAAGAUACGUAUGGCGACAUCUACAACUUCCCCAUACAUGCCUUUGACAAGGCCCUAGAGAAACAGGAAGCAGAGAGUGACUCUGAAGAUGAAGAGGAGGAUGAGGAGGAAGAUGAAGAGGAUGUGGGGAAAAGAGAGUUUGUAGAAGAUGAUGAGGUAGAUGAGAGUGACCUGAGUGACUUUGAGGAUAUGGAUAAACUGGAUGCUGGCAGUGAUGAAGAACAGGAUGAAGAAUCCUCCAGUGAAGAAGAAAAGGCACUUAAGGCCAAGCACAAAGGCAAAGCACCCUUGAAAGGACCUUUGCGGAAAAAACGGGCCUAUGUGGAAAUAGAGUAUGAGCAGGAAACAGAGCCCAUGACCAAAGCCAAAACCACAUGAGUUCCAGUCACAUUUAUCCCAAAAAGUCAACACUUUCCACUGUGCUCUUUUGUGCUAUAUUUCAUACAGUAUUUAUAUUGUUAAUAUUUAUGUCACUUCAGUAGAGCAAAAAUCUGGAGUGACUGGAGAUUCUCAAUUGUAGACUAUUUUUCUAACAUGUACUGUAACAGCUUGAGCCCAAGGGGCCUAACAGAUGAGUUCCUGGGACUGGAAUGACAUUUUGCCUGUAAAUAUUUCUAAAUUACAAAUGCUAAACUC